AUGGCCUCUGGAGACUUGAGGCGAGUUCUAGCCAAGGCGUACCCGUGGGUCAAGUCGCCGUUCAUCGUCGGGGCGCCAAUGCGGGUUCUCGCGGGGCCGAGUCUUGCAGUCGCCGUCUCAAAGGCCGGUGGCCUCGGAUUCAUCGGUCCGACCCUCAAGGCCGGAGACCUGAAGUCAGACCUCGAAAAAGCUGCCGAGCUGAUACGAUCCUCACCUCUGGCCGCGGAAGCGAUACAUCGCGAUCACGCCAUCCUCCCGAUUGGUGUCGGCUUCCAGACAUGGAACAGUGACAUGAAAGGCUGCCUCGCGGCGCUGGAGAAGCACCAGCCUUGCGCUGUGUGGCUUUUUGCCCCUCGCCAUGGGCAGGUUGAAUUGGAUGAGUGGGUUGGCAGCAUUCGGAAGGCGUCGCCCGAAACCAAGAUCUGGAUCCAAGUCGGCACUCUGCGCGAAGCGACCGAUGCCGUCGGCAGCCAGUCCCCGCCUGAUGUUCUUGUGAUUCAGGGCGCUGAGGCUGGUGGUCACGGAAGGGCGAAAGAUGGCAUGGGCACCAUUGCUCUUUUCCCAGAAAUCGCCGACGCCACUCGCGAGUCCGGCAUCCCUCUCAUCGCAGCCGGAGGCAUCAUCGAUGGCCGCGGUGUCGCGGCGGCUUUGAGUCUGGGAGCCUCGGGUGUGGCAAUGGGGACGCGCAUGCUCGCAUCAACGGAGGCCCGCAUCAGCAAAGGGUAUCAAAAUGAGAUUGUCCGCGCCUCAGACGGCGCAACUUCCACGGUCCGCACCCAGCUAUACAACCAUUUGCGGGGCACAUUUGGAUGGCCCGAGCAGUUUUCUCCUCGCGGCGUCAUCAACAGAAGCUGGAUAGAACACCAAGAGGGUGUUCCAUUCGAUGAGCUGAAGAAGCGGCAUGAUCAGGCCGCGGGGGCCGGGGACGCCGGAUGGGGGCCGGAUGGCAGACUGGCGACCUAUGCCGGGGCUGCAGUGGGACUUGUGCGCAGUGUGGACGACGCCGCCACGAUAGUUGAAGGUGUCAGACGGGAGGCUAGGGACAUUAUCAAGUCACUUGACAGUGGCCUCUAG
Messenger RNA from Purpureocillium lilacinum, 1074 nucleotides. RefSeq lists its product as uncharacterized. The record is from RefSeq and is a predicted model, not a curated record. Gene Ontology annotation, molecular function: nitronate monooxygenase activity. Lineage: Eukaryota; Fungi; Ascomycota; Sordariomycetes; Hypocreales; Ophiocordycipitaceae.